AUGACAACUUCGGAAAAGGUAAGAUGGCCAUGCCUUUUACUUAGUGAAUAUGGGAUUUUGAAGUUACGCUGUCUCGAAUUAGAAGGAAUUCAUUCUGGGAUAUUUCUUUCUCAUGAGAAAUGCGAGGAUGAGUUCUAUUUCCAAUGGAAACCGAGCUGGUCUGCGAGUUAUAUCUCGGUGAAGUCAGCCGUUACUGAAUAUGGGCGCUGUCUUAAAUUGAAAAGAAUUCAUUCUGGGAUAUUUCUUUUCACAAGAAAUGCGAGGAUGAAUUCUAUUUCUAGUGGAAACCGAUCUGGUCUGCGAGUUAUACCUUGUGUUCGGUAUGAUGAACUUAAAGUUUUUAAUUUUAUAAAUGAGGCUGAUAAUGAAAAUGGGUGGUUUACUACUGAUAAAGGAACAGAAUGA
Messenger RNA from Dentiscutata heterogama, 405 nucleotides. Lineage: Eukaryota; Fungi; Glomeromycota; Glomeromycetes; Diversisporales; Gigasporaceae. The record is from the annotation of a GenBank genome assembly.